Messenger RNA from Blepharisma stoltei, 1041 nucleotides. Lineage: Eukaryota; Ciliophora; Heterotrichea; Heterotrichida; Blepharismidae. The record is from the annotation of a GenBank genome assembly.
AUGUUUAAAAGUAUUUCUGAAGGAUAUGAAAUGCUAUGAAAAUCCAUCAUCAGGCCUGAUAGAGAAGGAUACUCCAACGAUGAUUUAGGGCCAGCAGAAUUUGCAAUAGAUGAUCGAAUUUAUACAAGAACUGAUUUUAGCAUUAUAAGCAUUAAAGGAUGUAGAAUUCUAUGCUCCCAUUUUGAGCCUGCAGAGGACGAAAGAGUGGCAGAAAUAUUGCCAUGUGUUAUUUACUUGCAUGGAAAUUGUAGCUGCAGAUUAGAAGGACUUACAGCUGUGCCCAUUUUAUUGCCAGCAAACACCACAGUUGUCGCCUUUGAUUGGUCAGGAUGUGGAAAUUCUGAAGGAACUUAUAUUUCUUUGGGAUAUUUUGAGAGGUAUGACUUAGAAAAACUCGUCGAAUAUUUGAGAGAAAAGCGAAGAGUUGGUUGCAUUGGGCUUUGGGGAAGAAGCAUGGGAGCAGUAACAGCUAUUUAUCAUGCCAGCCAAAACAUGCAAAUUGCAAGCAUGGUCUUAGACAGUCCGUACUCCAACUUGCGAGAGCUUGCAUUAGAAUUAAGCAGAAAAUACACAAGCACUCCAUCAUUCAUUUUGAAAUGAUUUUACAAUCGAGUUAAGCAAACAGUGAAAGAAAAAGCUGAAUUUGAUAUGGAUUCAUUAAAUCCAAUUGAAAGAGCUGAAACCUGCUACCAGCCUGCACUCUUUGUAACUGGCAAGGACGAUGACUUUGUGCCAUCUCAUCAUACGCAAGCAGUCUAUGACGCUUAUAAGGGAGACAAAGAUAUUUUGUAUAUUGAAGGAGAUCAUAAUUCAGCAAGACCUCAAUAUUUUCUUGAAAAGGUUGCUCAAUUCUUUUAUACAACAUUACUUUGUGCUCAACUACCUCUUCCUAAUUUUAAAAAUCUUCCUGAAUUCAUAGAAAGGAGAACAUUUGGCCCUGGAGGAUGUCCAAAAGAAGUUUUAGGGGACGAUGAUGCUAUGCUAGAAUGGGGAAUCCAAGAGUCCUUAAAAGAAAUGAACAAGGCGAAGCCAAAUUGCUAA